Cuculus canorus (common cuckoo) is the source of this 844-nucleotide messenger RNA. Its product is annotated as cytochrome c oxidase assembly factor 4 homolog, mitochondrial. Gene Ontology annotation, cellular component: mitochondrial intermembrane space. The record is from RefSeq and is a predicted model, not a curated record. Gene Ontology annotation, biological process: mitochondrial respiratory chain complex IV assembly. The transcript is spliced from 2 exons. Bases 145 to 429 code for a protein of 94 amino acids. NCBI's taxonomy places the organism in Eukaryota, Metazoa, Chordata, Aves, Cuculiformes, Cuculidae.
CCUGCGGGACGAAAGCGGAAGCCUCUCGCCAAUGAGCGCGUCUUCCGAGCCGCGCCCCGCCCCACCCGGAAAGCCCGACCCGCCAGCCUUAAAGGGGCCGCGACGCGCUGUAGGGUGUUUGGGGUCUGUUGGCCCAGCUCAGCAAUGGAAAGACCUGGACAUGCCAGGAGUCGUCCAUUGUUGGAGGAAGAUGAGGAGGGGGAGGACCCGGUGGAUGCCAUGAUCUCGCGGACAGGCUGCAUGGCGCAGCACCGGGAGCUGCAAGAGUGUAUGGCAGCACAGCAGGACUGGCGGCACUGCCAGCCCCAGGUCCGGGCUUUUGGCGAGUGCAUGGCCCGGCGGCAGCGUGCUGAGGGGCUGCGCCAGGCAGCUGGAUCACACCAAGCAUCCAGCUCACAACAAGGCCAUCCCUCGCCUACUGGGAACUGAAAUCACCAGGGCCCCCGCUGCCAGCCAGCCCACCAGCAGCACCCCAAGAACACAGUGACUGUGCCACGUGACUCUUUUGUCUAAUUUUUAUUCAAGCAGAUAAUGUACCGGGUACAUCCGCACUAUAUUGUUGGGAAAUUAAAUCCGGUGUUUUUCAUCAUCCUGGUCAAGGUACUCGUCUCGGUCUGUGCUACCAGGGAUAUCUGGGAGCUUGGAGAGGAUGGUUGUAGGGUCAGAUGAGAAUUUACAGACCAAAAUGUCCCAAACAAGGAGCAUUCACAGCACCCAGGCUGGGUAUGACAGCCCUGUUGUGGAUUUCCACUCUGUGUCCUUCCCUGCACCAUACUAGAGCUUUUCCCAGCAGUGAUAACCUCCUGUGCCAUGGGACACAACUUUCAUGAGGAUUUAUCUCUGG